UUAAUACGGAAGCUCGCUUGGAUAACAGGAGCUGAAACGCAAAGGGGGAAGGAGCAGCAGGAGGGCGGCCAUGGCUGGACAAUGACUGACGUGGAAAGUGUCAGGAGUGAGUAAAGAAAAACUUCGGGAGCAAAAAAGUCUGGAGUGCAAAGUCAAUCUCUUCUCUGUACGCUGCUGUCGGUUUCACUGGACGCUGCACAAUGAGUCUGGAUAAAGCAAAGCUGUGUGACUCCCUGUUAACCUGGUUGCAGACAUUCCAGGUGCCAUCAUGCAACAGCAAGCACGACCUAACAAGCGGACUGGCCAUUGCACAUGUUCUACACAGAAUAGACCCCUCUUGGUUUAAUGAGACAUGGCUAGGCAGGAUCAAGGAGGAGAGCGGGGCCAACUGGCGCCUCAAGGUCAGCAACUUGAAAAAGAUUCUCAAGAGCAUGCUGGAAUAUUAUCACGAUGUACUCGGUCACCAGGUGUCAGAUGAGCACUUGCCAGAUGUGAACCUUAUAGGAGAGUUGGGAGAUGUCACUGAGCUGGGGAAGCUGGUACAGCUCGUGUUGGGUUGUGCUGUCAGUUGUGAGAAGAAACAAGAGCAAAUCCGGCAGAUAAUGACACUUGAGGAAUCUGUCCAGCACGUCGUGAUGACAGCCAUUCAGGAGCUCUUAUCAAAGGAGCCUUCAUCUGAACCGGGAAGCCCAGAGACCUAUGGGGACUUUGAUUACCAGUCCAGGAAGUAUUAUUUUCUCAGUGAGGAAGCAGGCGAGAAAGAGGACCUGAGCCAGCGCUGCCGAGACCUGGAACAUCAGCUGUCGGUGGCUCUGGAGGAGAAGUCCUCCUUACAGGCAGAGACUCGCUCCCUGAAGGAGAAGCUGAGCCGCUUCGACUUUCAAGACGCCUCCACCACUGCCAUCACCGGCAAGAAGCUGCUGCUGCUUCAAAGUCAGAUGGAGCAGCUACAGGAGGAGAACUACAGACUGGAGAACAGCAGAGAUGACAUGCGUGUGCGGGGAGAGAUACUGGAGCGUGAGGUGACCGAGCUGCAGCUACGUAAUGAGGAGCUGACCAGCCUGGCGCAGGAGGCCCAGGCUCUCAAAGACGAGAUGGACAUUCUCAGGCACUCGUCUGACCGGGUGAACCAGCUUGAAGCUCUGGUGGAGACAUACAAGAGGAAGCUGGAGGAUCUGGGCGACCUGCGCAGACAGGUGCGCCUCCUGGAGGAGCGCAACACGGUGUACAUGCAGCGCACCUGCGAGCUGGAAGAGGAGCUCCGUAGGGCCAACGCUGUCCGCAGUCAGCUGGACACCUACAAGAGACAGGCUCAUGAGCUUCACACCAAGCACUCGGCAGAGGCCAUGAAAGCUGAGAAAUGGCAGUUUGAGUACAAGAACCUUCACGACAAGUAUGACGCACUGCUGAAGGAAAAAGAACGUCUGAUCUCUGAAAGAGACACGCUUCGGGAGACAAACGACGAGCUGAGGUGUGCACAAGUCCAACAGAGGUGUCUCAGUGGAGCAGGAGGCUUGUGUGACAAUGAUGCCACAGUGGGAAACCUGGCUGCAGAGAUCAUGCCUACUGAGCUCAAGGAGACGGUGGUGCGUCUACAGAGUGAAAACAAGAUGUUGUGUGUCCAGGAGGAGACCUACAGGCAGAAGGUGGUGGAGGUACAGGCGGAGCUGGAGGAUGCGCAGCGCAGCAAAAACGCCCUGGAAACUCAGAACAGGUUGAACCAGCAGCAGAUCUCAGAGCUGCGUUCUCAGGUGGAGGAGCUACAGAAAGCACUCCAGGAGCAAGACAGCAAGACGGAGGAUGCCAUCUCCUCCUUAUUGAAGAAAAAGCUUGAGGAGCAUUUGGAGAAGCUCCAUGAAGCUCACUCAGAUCUCCAAAAGAAAAGAGAGGUCAUUGAUGACCUCGAGCCCAAAGUGGACAGCAACAUGGCGAAGAAGAUCGAUGAACUCCAGGAGAUCCUGCGCAAGAAGGAUGAGGACAUGAAGCAGAUGGAGGAGCGGUACAAACGCUACGUGGAGAAGGCAAGAACGGUGAUCAAAACCCUCGAUCCCAAGCAGCCAGUAACGGCGAGUCCUGAAAUUCAGGCGCUGAAGAAUCAGCUGACAGAAAAGGAGAGAAAAAUCCAGCACCUGGAGCAUGACUACGAGAAGAGCAGAGCCAGACAUGACCAGGAGGAGAAACUCAUCAUCUCUGCAUGGUACAACAUGGGGAUGGCGUUACAUCAGAAGGUUUCUGGCGAGCGGGUAGGUCCCUCCAACCAGGCCAUGUCCUUCCUGGCCCAGCAGAGGCAGUCCACCAACGCCAAGAGAGGCCUAACACGACACCACCCGAGAUAAAACCUCCAGCCAGUCGAACAAACAUGAAAGGAAGCACAGAGACGAUGAGGCGAUCUACAGUAGACUUCUUCAUCCGAACUCCCUGCACCUUUUUUGCCUUUAUGCCUUCUGUACUGGAUCGCUGCACCUCAGAGUAUUCCUCAUGCUGCUACUGCCCCCUGCUGGCUCUUAAUGGUACGAGAAUGUUUCUUUUCCCUGUGGAGCCCCAGAGGAGAGAUUUGACUGUGUUAAACUCUGCUGCUGAUUCAGAGUCAACCCAUGAAAAACAGAAACGAUAAGAGUAGAAGGAGCUGUAAGGCCUGAAGAGAGGCUGUUUCACCUUUUAAGGUGACUUUUAAUUCCUCUGUAGCCUCUUGGACUCUGUCCUGUUUGUUUAAGGUCUGUUUUGUAGCUUCUUUUUAAAAAUCUUUUAUCUUAUACAGUAGGAUAGAAUGUGGAGUAGAUUUGUCAAGUUACAGUUAGAGGAGUCAUGAGGGGUAUACAACUGCUACAGAGGUGCUAAUGAAGCCCUAAAGCUAUACAGGAAACAGACUUUCACACUGAGCUGUUAGCAUAUAUCCUUGAUUUUGUUCAUUUGUUUUGAAUGUUGCAUUUUUUUCCUUUUUUUGUCCUGUUGAACCAUGUGUUUUUUAGGUAAGUUUGACUCUCUAAUUUUUAUUCAAAAAUAUGUAGAGACCAUGAAGUUGUGCUAACAGCUUGAAUGGGUUUCCCCCUAUGUCACUUGAAUCAUUUUCUCUAAAAUUACAAAAUUGCUGUAUAAGACACACCAAAGCACUUUCGUAGAAGGGUGGGUUUGUUUGGUGCCUCACAGAAUACUAGAAAUACUCCCUCUAUUAAUGACACUGAAGUUUGACAUGUUCAGUGUCGACCCCUUCUCUCUGUCUCAUUUGACACAAAUAGAUUUUACUUAAAGACACACUGCAGGCUCAUGAUCAUGUGACUUCUGCGUAUAAUUUUUCUUGACAUGUUCUCAUUUGUUGCCUGUGAAUUUGCUUAUCACUUUACAAUUAUUUUUCUUCUUCUUCUUCUUCCCAAAGAUUAAACAGGGUGUUGGUUGUGGGUAGGACCUAAUUGCACUCCAACCACUUUAGACUCCAAACUGAUGUGAAUAUAGACUGGAAACUGGAAAACUAAUACACAGUAGAGUCCACAAUGAUAAGAACACUAAAAAUAAUGACUCAGCUAAUGGCUGUUUGCUGCUGCUUGAACGCAUUUACAGUUCAACUAAAUUGGAAGGAUUCGUUGUUUAGCUGGAAUUCUGCCUGUUGACAGGAAGUCGGAGGCGGGUAGAAAGGUUGAGCCUGUAAUAGACAACACAUUUAUCAACACUACGUCCGCCUUUGUUAUCUACUGGUUAGUUUUCCUCUUGAACAGAGAGAACAUUUUUGUCCAUCCCAUAGCAGAGCUGCUGUUUUGUGACCUGUACUUUGUCUCUGUGAAUGUUUGUGCUAUUGUCUACACGGACCAGGAUCCUGCUGUUGUGUGUGUGUGUGUGUGUGUGCACACAUUUUUCUACCGUUUGAGUUUCGUGAUUUGAGUUUAUGUUUAUGUUAGUUACACAUUUGCAUGGCGUGAAGGGGUUAAUUUAGGUUUUACAGUGUUUGUAUCAUACUACUGGUCUAGUAGAUUCUAGCAUAGCGAACAUCACACAGGGAUCAGAGGCAAGUUAAAUAUUUGUAGUCCUGUCUGUUCUACUUUUGCACUACAAAUAAAUGGGAUCUUAAGAUAAA
This is a messenger RNA of Acanthopagrus latus (yellowfin seabream), 4066 nucleotides long. RefSeq names its product protein Hook homolog 2-like. The record is from RefSeq and is a predicted model, not a curated record. Gene Ontology annotation, cellular component: centrosome; cytoplasm. Lineage: Eukaryota; Metazoa; Chordata; Actinopteri; Spariformes; Sparidae. The coding region runs from base 201 to 2336 and encodes 711 amino acids. Gene Ontology annotation, biological process: cytoplasmic microtubule organization; cytoskeleton-dependent intracellular transport. The transcript has 23 exons. Gene Ontology annotation, molecular function: dynein light intermediate chain binding; microtubule binding.